Schizosaccharomyces cryophilus OY26 is the source of this 2763-nucleotide messenger RNA. RefSeq names its product lysophospholipase. Gene Ontology annotation, molecular function: A2-type glycerophospholipase activity. The record is from RefSeq and is a predicted model, not a curated record. The coding region runs from base 493 to 2445 and encodes 650 amino acids. The transcript is spliced from 2 exons. Gene Ontology annotation, biological process: glycerophospholipid catabolic process. Gene Ontology annotation, cellular component: intracellular membrane-bounded organelle; cytosol. NCBI's taxonomy places the organism in Eukaryota, Fungi, Ascomycota, Schizosaccharomycetes, Schizosaccharomycetales, Schizosaccharomycetaceae.
CAAGCAAUAGACAUGAAGGAAGGGGAAGAAGGAAUAUAAAUUGAACAAAAGUUGAUCCAAUUAGACACAGAGGUAAUCAUAAUUUUGAGGUCAAUUACUAAAAUUAGAACUCGGAAUUUGAAAAGGUUCCGAAGCGAGAACGAUCUCUGUAAACAUGCAAUUCAAAUGAGAGAGAGGUUACGUAAUACGCAGAACAUGAGAAAUAAAUCUUCCACACUAUUGAGAACUAACCCAGAGCCUACACACCAUUUCUAAUCCUUUUUUAUUUUGUGUUUGAUUUUCGUUUUCAGGCAUUAUUUGUAGGUGUAAUAUAUAGGAAACUGGGUGUUUUGGUAUAAUCAAUCUAUUAAAGAUUGUAAAAAUAAAAAACAAGAGUAAAAUUGUUUUUAUUCCGUCUUGAAAUAUCUCAAUUAAUUGAGAGGAUCUAUCUUUGUCGUAAUUGUCUAAUUUUCUUUUUGGUGAUAUAACUGGCUCUCUGUUUUACUUGCGAACAUGAACCUGCUCUUUUCGUCUAUUCUAGUCUUUGUCGUAUCUCAAAUUAUCACUGCUUUACCCCAGGAACCUUUUUUGGAGCGUGCUCUUGAUUCUUCAUAUGAACAGGUCCCCGAUUUGAGCCCCGAGGCCGUUGAACUGGCCACUCGCUAUGUGGAAGCCACGCGGAUGCAAAAGCGUGAUGAUACAAGUUCUAAAUAUGCUCCUUACAAUGUAACGUGCCCCAACGAUCUCUUGCGCGAUGGCUCUAAGGGCAUUAGUGAUGGGGAGCAAUCUUACUUGAACAAGCGUAUUGAUUCAGUCAACAAAUUAACUCGUGAGUUUGUUCAAAAUGCUGGUCUUAACAUCAGUGUCAAUGAUGUUAUUACCGAGAAAGAUGGCCCUCGCCUUGGUAUUGCUUUCUCUGGUGGUGGAUUCCGUGCUAUGUUGAACGGUGCCGGGUUUUUCGAUGCCUUUGACAGCCGCAGCCAAAAUUCUUCAAAGUUUACUGGGCUUAUGCAAAGUUCCAUGUAUAUUUCCGGUCUCUCUGGUGGCUCUUGGCUAGUCGGUUCCAUCGCGGUUAACAACUUCUCCAACAUCACUUACUUGAAAGACAAUGUUUGGGACAUGGAACAUUCCGUUUUCGCCCCUCAUUCGAACCCAAUAAAGUUAGGUCUCUAUUAUAAUCAUCUUCGAGAAGAAAUUGAUGCUAAGCAAGAUGCCGGGUUUGACACUUCUAUCACUGAUCUUUGGGGUCGUUCUUUAGCUAGAAAGCUCGUCGAUGCCCCAAGAGGUGGCCCUGGUAUAACUUGGUCGAGCAUACGUAAUCAGUCAUGGUUCGAAAACGCCGAGUAUCCUUAUCCCAUUAUCAUUUCCGACAGUCGUAGAGAAGAUGAGCACAUUAUUCCCGAAAAUUCAACUAUCUUUGAAUUUACCCCUUAUGAAUUUGGCUCCUGGGAUAACGGUAUUAACGCUUUUAUUCCCAUGGAAUACGUCGGUACUCAUUUAAAUAAUGGCGUUCCCCCAAACAAUCAAUGUGUUCGUGGGUUCGACGAUGCCGGCUUUGUUAUGGGAAGUUCUGCUACUCUUUUCAACGAGGCUUUGUUGAGAUUGAAUUCAAACAGUACCUUAGGCCAUCUUGCCGAAGACAUUUUACAACAUAUCUCUGAAAAUCAAAAUGAUAUUGCCCCCUACCCUAAUCCUUUCCAAAACUACACCGCUAAGAAUUCUACUGUUGCCAAUAAUUUUAAGAAUUACCCGACUGUUGACCUUGUUGAUGGUGGUGAAGAUAAUCAGAAUAUUCCUCUUUGGCCAUUGCUUCAUCCUCAGCGUUUCGUCGAUGUCAUCUUUGCCGUUGAUUCUACCGCUGACGAUAAUAGCUGGCCAACGGGCUCAUCGCUUGUUAACACAUACGAAAGAGUUACUGGUGUUAAUGGCAAUAAGAGCAUUGAUGUCCGUGGCUUCCCUUAUGUUCCUGACGAAAAUACAUUUGUUUCUAAGGGCUUGAACACACGCCCUACCUUCUUUGGCUGCGACGGCAAAAACACGACCUUAAAGCAAAACUAUGUUGAUAACAAGACUCCUCCUCUAGUCGUUUAUAUGCCCAACUACCCUUGGGACUUCGACUCCAAUAUUUCAACCUUUACAUUUGACUUAUCGAACGAAAAAACGGAAGCUGUAAUUAACAAUGCUCGUGUGGCUGCCACUCAAAACAACAGCGAUGACUUUGCUACUUGUCUUGCAUGCGCUGUGGUUCAACGAUCUUUGGAGCGUAAAAAUAUGUCUACUCCUGAAAGAUGUAAGACCUGUUUUCAACAAUACUGCUGGGAUGGUAGUGUCGCUUCAAUCAAAGCUACUGACUAUAAUCCUACAAUCCUUUCUACCAAAGAUUCAUCUUCUGCUUCUCGUACCGUAAGUUUAGGACUCUCUAGCAUCCUUUUAUCGCUUGUUCCUUUUGUUUUUCUAAUCGCAUAAACCUUGCUUGUUAAGUAAAGCUAGAUGCGAUUCAUAUUCUUAUUGAAUAGUAUUGUGGUUAUCCGACAUAUUUAUAUUUGUGGUUUGUAGUACCUACCAAGGUAGGUUAAAUAUUUAAAUAAAUACUUCUAGAUAUAUCUAUUUAUAUAAAAUAAUAUAUGUACGUAUAAUGUACAACAAUAACGUUUCUUCCUGUUCCAACCGUAUCAUUAAACAAGUAUUUCUUUAUUUACACAAGAGUAGUUUUUCUCGAACACGAUAAAUUAAAGUCCAUCAAAAAAAUCUGUUUUAGGAACCUUUCUUUUUGGGGCUGCCUUG